This is a messenger RNA of Paramuricea clavata, 5183 nucleotides long. NCBI's taxonomy places the organism in Eukaryota, Metazoa, Cnidaria, Anthozoa, Malacalcyonacea, Plexauridae. The record is from the annotation of a GenBank genome assembly.
UUCGUCUUGUGUUCUUUAAGACGUACUGAGAGAUUUCGACCAGUUUCACCAAUGUAAACCAAACCAGACCACAUUCACAAGGAAUGCGGUACACACCAGGUUUCUGAGAUUCAUUUACGUAAUCGUUUCAAAGUUUGGGCGAAUUGGAAAAUUCAUCACGGCGCAAUUUUAAUACAAGUUUCUCGGGUUUGUGUUGUGUUUACAGUAUAUAUUUAGAAGUGGUUGCUCAAACAGCAAAUUAGUUUACUUUGAAGCUAAUAUUUCGCUUUCUAAGCCACAGUAUUAUACUAAAAUUUUCUGUAUUAAUUUAUUUAAUUCAUCGGCGCGUUAAUUGGAAUCACUUCACUACAUUUUGAAAUGACGUGGUUGAUGUGCCGUUUAAUUAAAUUUCAAAUGACGCGAGCCAACAGAUCACGACACUCUCGUAUAUAAAAAGAGCGUGUGAAUUAAACAAGUCACAUAUUAUUAGCACUGAUGAAGAUCCGGGCUUACGGAUCGAAAGUUUUGCAGUAAUAAAUUUACGUGGUGUUUCCACAAACAAAAACAAUUAUAUUUUAUCGCCAUGCAAACAUUCAAAGAACUUAUUAACUUUAUUUAGUGUGACAAAUUGCCAAUGGCUCGCCAAACACAAAAAAAGCUUUUGAGCAAAGAGAGAAGUUCAGCAGGCUGCUCCAUUUACUGUUCUAGAACAUUUAGAACACUGUUCCAGAACGAUAUAAAAUGGAGUGCACACGGUGUUCUGGAACAGUGAUGAGUUUAUUAUAUAUGCGUGCAACCAUGCAUUACUAUAUUCAUUGAGUUAUUCGCAUAAUAAAGUGUAUAAUGAUUCGCUGUUAUUUGUACAUCUACGUAUGCUUUUGCAACGUUUUUACUCCUUGAUUUUGCCCAACCCUGCCUUUCAAAUAGCAUAUAAUAAGUAUAUGUCGAAAUAUAGCGGUCAACCCUUCAAAAUAACGCUCUAUACAGUGUGUAUUGGAUACACAAAAUAUGUCGCCUCCAUUUCCAAUCACGUGAAAAUAGGCAGUGUCACGUGUCUGUUCUGGCUGCCCCUACUCGAAAAUCGGGGUAGUCAGAACAGUUCAGAACAGUCAUGUGACUCUCUUCUGUUCCAUUCCAUUCGUGUUCCGAAAAUCCGGAGUACUCCGAACAGUAAAUGGAGCAGCUUGCUAGGGUGAGGCGGUAAAACCGAUGUUUUUUGAAAACCGAAUUACUCGAUGUUACUUUUGGAGAAAGACCAGAAAACCGAAAAAAAACGGGGGAACAGUGGCGUGCUGGCAGGGGGGCCGGGGAGCCACGGCCCCCCAGCUGGCAAUUCUUUGGGGCGCAAAAAUGAAAAUGGGGCGCCGAAUUUUGAAAGUGGUUGGGAAAAAACACAUUCUCGAAAGAAUAUGGUUACUUCCGCCAAGAAAAGACGUGUUUAUAGGCUACGGUAUAAAACAGGCUAAGUGCAUAGGCGAUAUAUAUUAAAUUACAGACUAUUUUGCCUAACCGUAUUUGCUACCUCACCGCUCACACGAAAUCGUUCAUAUAAAAACAUGAUCAGAUCACAGGCAAUGUCUCAUUACCGGAAUAUUGGUCAGGUUUCGAUCGAAGCGAUCACGGGAAUUAUGCCCUUUUUUGCUGGUAUUAUGCCCUUAUAAUAUGCCUUUUAUUAUGCUUCACGAAUCACGAGGGCGGCCCAAAUUAGAUAGUUGAAGUUAUGAUAACUGAUGUAAAGUUGUGUACGCAAUUUAGUUGUUUGCACAAGAAGCAUGAGUAAUGUAAGUAAUAAAAUAAUGCUGAAACAUACCCUUUGGGCAGCCAGGCAAAGAAACUUUAAAAUGCAUAUGCGUGGGGUGCGUGUGUUAUUGUAAUGUGCUCAGGACAGUAGAUCAGUAGAGAACAAAAUUGGGAUUAAAUUAAUCGCUGGAAGUAGUUAGCAUUGCAUAAUUUAAGUACUACUACUAAAUCCUAACCAAAUUGCAAAUUUCGACACGCUAUAGUGCCGUUUCCUGACCAUCAGAUUUCUGUCAAAUCUUCCCCCAAAGUCCAGGAAAUGGCAUUUCAGAGACUCUAAAUUCAAAAAUUUUCCUGGGGAGCAUGCCCACGGACCCCCCUAGACAAACCUUGCACCUGCGACACUAGGCUCGUGCCUUCGGCCCUCGUUUAUCAAGUGUAACAUUAUAAGGCCGCAUAUUGGUUGACAGCCCACUGGCCCCUCCAGAAAAAUAGUACCCAGCACGCCACUGCGGGGGGAAACCGAAAUCGAACCAUACUUAUACGGGUUUGUUGCAAAUGAAUCAACUUUGGCAUUUACACACGAAAACUAGAGAGAUUUUGUUUAAAAUUUGAUAACAUCUUCAAAAUACCUUACGUUUAAUAUCAUUCUACCAUUUCGCGCGAGCUUGAACAGGUUUAGGAUAUUCAUAUAGCGUGUUGUGUCUUUUUUAAACCGUAGUUUCGAUUUUCGAACAUGUUUAAAAAAAAACCCCGGUUCACUCGUUUUUUGGGUUUUUUUUUGGUCGGUUUUCGUUUUUUUUGUAGAAAUCGCCUCGUGGGAAGGCACUUAAGUAAAGUUACUAAUAAGUAAAAUAACAUACAAGUUCCACGCUGCAUUCCUUCACCGUGACGUCAUAAAACAUGAACGUUUCUACUGGCUUUUAACUGUCUUUUCAACUUCUGGAAAAGACACUCUACUGAUUUCGGUAAUAUUGAUAUUUUGGAAAUUGUAGCGUAUUAAAGGUCUCAAAAUUAUUUACUGCCUGGCCAGCUGGCCUUUUAUACGCUACAAUGAAAAACAUGAAAUGAUCCACAAAGCUUUGUAAAUUAUAUAUAAAAAUGUAGCCAAUGACGAGAUAAACACGAAUAUAACAGUUACAUUUACAAAUGAUAUUCAUAAACAACGGACAAAAAAACAACGGGCAAUGACCACUAGACUUCACUUAGUUACACAUGUCUAUGACGCUACGGCCUAUUAGCAAUCCGACAAAAAUUUACUACGUUUCUGGCAUUGAAACUAGAUUGUGUUUACACGGAGUGGUUUAAUUUGCCAUAGCGUGUUAUUAACUACGGACCACUACAGUUUCCACUCUGGCUGCAAAUCACUACACUACGGUAUUAAAAUUGCCGUAGCGUCAUAGUGUAAACGCGACCUUGGCUUAGUAUCAGUUUUCACAUGCGAAAUUUAUCUUUGUAUUUGCACGUUUUACUUUGCAACAUGACAGGAUUUCUUUGACUACAACGAAUAUAAUCUUUGUGGCCGAUUACCACAAUGUUUUAAAUGUUGCUGAUACUAGUGUAUUAAAAGUCGUUGUGCGAUUCUGUGAACAUGUCGAGUGAUGUUUUAAUAUAGGCUAUAUAUAGCAGAGUAGUUAAAUUAAAAACCUUUGUUUAAUGCAGACAUUAGCAUUAAUGAUAAGACUUGGCAUCACCAAAGUCUAAAUGUUUUGCUAUAAAUUUUUAUAUUUGCCAUGUCCAUGAUACUGUGGAUUUCGAUCUAGCGUUUCAGCCGUUUUAAUCAUAGAUGUAGGAGAUCUAGAUUGCUAACGCAUACCUAACGCAGGCGGGGCCUACAUGAUAAAUCCAAGAUGGCGGUACAACAGGGCAAAAAGAUUAUAGAUUCUAUUACGAAAACAGGAUUUUUGCAUUUUUUGCCGUCGCAUUGUUUCGAAACUUAUUCGGUUAAAUUUUAUAGUAAAGAGAAACUUACCGCGAAGAUUUUGAGAAUAUAUAUGAUUGAAUUGGAUGAAAAAUUGCAAAAUUAUCCAGCGAUAAAAGUUCGUAUGAAAUAGUCAGUUGGUUAGCUGGAGCGUUUUAUUGCCAGAAAUACUGUGCUAUGUUAACAUCUAGCCUUGUGAAUGGUGUUUUAUACUUGCAUCUCUCAUCAUCAUCUGCUCUGUCCUCAUAAUUAUGAAAAAUGAACUGUUAUGUACCCUCCUUGCUUGUUAGAGAAGUAAACUGAUGAGAGCACUGGAUGAGGGUCUAUCAUCUAUGGUCUGUUAUAAUUUGCUUUUUAUGCAAAUAGUGAGCAAAAAUUAAAGCAAAACUGUACAAGUUACAUAUAUUGUACUAUAUCAGUACUAUACACAAACUUUUAUCACUGAAUAAUUUUGCGAGUUUUCAUCCAAUUCAAUCAUAUAUGUGCUCAAAAUCUUCGCGGUAAGUGUCUCUUUACCAUAAAAUUUGACGGAAUAAGUUUCAAAACAACGUGACGGCAAAAACGCAAAAAUUCUGAUUUUCGUAAUAGAAUUUAUAGAAUUUUUGCCCUGUUGUACCGCCAUCUUGGAUUUAUCAUGUAGGCCCCGCCUGCGCUAGGUAUGCAUUAGCAAUCUAGAUCUCCUAUAUCUAUGGUUAGUAGUAAUAUAGAGGCCGUUCAACCCCCAUUUUUGCGGCGGUGGAGUGCGGCGGUGAAGUGCGGCGGUGGAGUGUGGUGGAGGAGUGAGGAGGAGGAGUGAGGAGGAAUGAGGGUGCGUAAUGACGUCACGCGGGCCUGUCCGGGCGAAAUUGGACAAAAUUUGCUGACUACGCAUUUUUUAGCGUCCCCCGCGUUUAUGACACAAGAGAAUAUGUUGUUGUCUAGAGUUUUAUAAGUACAGCUCUAGCAUUUUGCUGUUAGUGUCAAGUGAUUCCUUUAAUUUAGCUCCUAGAGGAGUAAAAAAUCUGAUACUAUAUGAAAUAGCAUUAGUGUUAUAUAUCUAAAACUUAUAUAUUCGGGGUAUACAGCUAUAUGUUUUGUUGUUAAGUAAUAUAUAAAUGUUAUCAAGCGUCAAAACGCUGAGAAAUAGCAUGCGGUAAGAGUUAUUGUGUAUCUACAAUUAAACUAAUAUUUAAAUCCCGGUCUGCCAUAUGAGGUCUAUAUACGAGAGAAUAUGUUGCUGUUUAGAGUUAUAUAAACAUAUGAUAUAUAAUUGUCAAGCGAUUUCUAUAUUUUAUUGCUAGUUUUUUAAAGUACUAAAACUCGGAUAAGGUUAAUAAUUUUAAGCUAUAUUAAAGCACACCGGUUGCUAUGUGUUGUUAGGGUGACACUAAUUAAAGGUUAACUUUUAUCAGAGAUUUGCAUUUUUCUACUGUGUGGAUAAAUACGGGUAGAUUAGGAUAUUCAUUGCGCGGGCGUCGCGGGUCAUCCGUGCGGGAAGAGAGAAAGCGAUCUAGACAAGACAGGUUAUCUUUGCAGCCAAAAGUUGAAAGACUUUGUGUGGAAUCCU